Molecule: messenger RNA, 2612 nt
Organism: Cladophialophora immunda
Lineage: Eukaryota; Fungi; Ascomycota; Eurotiomycetes; Chaetothyriales; Herpotrichiellaceae
Exons: 3
Coding region: 397-2001 (534 amino acids)
Biological process (GO): protein deubiquitination; ribophagy
Cellular component (GO): cytosol; Ubp3-Bre5 deubiquitination complex; ribonucleoprotein complex
Molecular function (GO): mRNA binding
Source: RefSeq, a predicted model, not a curated record
CCUUAGAACAGGCGAUUUCUGCACCAAGCAACAGCAAUUGACCUUCGGAUUCAUCCACCACAGAUCGCACAAUCGCCCAUCACAUACCCCAGCCUUUCAUAAUUUCAUUUUCCACCAUCCUCUUUCUAUUGCGCGUCUCUUGUGCUUCAAUCUCUUGUCGCUUUCUUCCCUUGGAGGAAACCCUUGUCUGUUUGCCUGCGUGCUAGAUUAUCGACUAAGUGUCUGCAAUAUCUAUCACGCUCGGUUGACCGCGCCGCUGGUUCAAUCAUCUUGUUUCCCAUCCGCGACCAAACUCAUAGUCUCCUAUCCAGUUAUUUCACCCAGCGACGCGACUUGCCCUCGGUCUAAACCACGACGCUGAACCGCAUCAGGCUGCUCUCACAUUCAUAUCUCACCAUGGCGACCGAGACCGCUCCCGUUAAUGGCCUGUACGGGGCAAACCAGUACGGCCAGCCUGCUGAACUUGCCGCCUCUACCCCCUCUGCGCCGACUCAUGCUGCCUCCGCUUCUCAGAGUACUACUACCUCUGCCACUCAGCAGAAGGCCGAUCCUCAAGAGAUUGGCUGGUACUUUGUGGAACAAUAUUAUACAACUCUCUCUAAGAGCCCAGAAAAAAUCCACCUCUUCUACUCCAAGAAGUCACAACUGGUCACAGGUGUCGAGGCUGAGAAAGUUGUUCCUGCGGUUGGGACAAAGGCCAUCAGCGAGAAAAUUAAAGCCCUCGAUCUCCAAGACUGCAAAGUGCGCGUCCUCAAUGUCGACUCCCAGGCCUCGUUCAACAAUAUUGUUGUUCAGGUUAUCGGCGAAAUGUCCAAUAAAUCAGAACCGCAUCACAAGUUUGUCCAGACUUUCGUCCUCGCCGAACAACCCAAUGGCUAUUUCGUCCUCAACGACAUCUUCCGCUACCUCAGUGAUGAUGAGGAUGAGAUCGUUGAAGAUGAACAACCUCAGGCAGAAGUCCCUGCAGAAGAGCCGCCCACCCCUGCUGCAGGUGUGACUGAUGCUCCAUCUCAUACUGAAGAUGUCGUCGCUACCGAGGACGCUGUUGAGAAGGUCGACGAGAAACUAGAGGAAGAAAAGAUAGAAGAGACUCUGGCAGCAGAAGAACCAGCUGAGGUCAAUGGCGAUGCUAUUGCCGCUCCUGCUGAACAAGCGCCGGAGGUUACAGAGCUCUCAGGUACCACAGAGGAGGAGGUUGUCCAGGAAUCCACCGAUACUGCCGCAACUGAGCAGCCUGCCGAACCUGAAGCCGUUACUGCUGAGCCAGUCCCAGAAGCAGCUGCACCAGCCCCAACUCCAGCUGAAGUCCCCCCAGCGAAGAAGACUUGGGCCAGCAUGUUGGGAGGUGGUGUCCAAAAGCCAGCUGUUCCUGCCCUUCCUCUUACCCCUCCACCACAGCCGAAAGCUCCGCGGCUGUCACAACCUGCACAAGCUCCUAAGGCUCCCGUAGAACCUGUGCCAACAACUGCGAACACAACUUCCAGCACCCCGACCUCGCAAAGCAACGGCUGGCAGACUGCAGAUCACAGUAAGAAGAGCAACCGGCCUCCGAACAGAGCGGUCUCAGAAGGGAUAACGAUGGCGUACAUUAAGAACGUGAACGACAAGGUUGAUGCCAGAAUCCUUAGAGAGGUUCUCGAGAGGUACGGCGAGCUCAAAUAUUUCGACGUGUCACGACCUAGGAACUGUGCCUUCGUCGAAUUUGUUGACCCUGCCGGCUACGCUGCUGCCGUUGCUGCCAACCCCCACACCGUCGGUAGCGAACAGAUCUACGUCGAAGAACGUCGACCCCGUCCCAACGCCUACGGCGGUAGCAAUGCCAACUUCAAUCGUGGUGGCGGUACCGCAAACCGUGGCCGUGGUGGCAUGCAGGGUAGCCGAUCCGGCAGUCAGACCAACUUCCCUAAAGACGCCGGACGUGGUGGUGGAUUUCAACGAGGUGCAAAGGCUGGCACUGGUACCGUCACUCCCAAGGGACGUGGCCAAGGCCAGGCUGCGUGAAGUCGCCUCAGGUGCGGGAUGCUGAAACACAGCAUCAGUCUCUGAAAGAAUCUUUCGUCACUUGCUUCUUGCAUUCCCAUGGUUCAAGCGGAGCGAUAAAAAAGUGAUGGGGUUGUUUUUCGACGAUUUUCCUGGCACCGGCGUACUUGGAAAAAGUACUUUCCAUUACAUUACACAUAUUUUCACGAUCCAGCAGUGUUAUUCGCAUAGCCAGCUUCAGAAUUGUUCAGGACGAAACAGAAAGUGGGAUUCCCAUCACCUUUCACAACUCCAGCGAGCGAGGCAAGCAAAAACUUGGGAUCGAGUUUGCUAGGGUCAUGGUCCAGGGCAAGCGCGUCUUUUCGAGCGAGGUCAUGUAUUUGUCUGUGUACGAAAGGGAAACGCGUUAUCCGAGACCUCGGGUUCCCUAAAGAUAGGAUGGCGCUGGUGUGGGCAUGGAAUUGUACAGUAGUCCCUCAUUGUGAAUGAGACGUAUCCAACCUAAUGGUGAUUACCGGUAAAAAGUUGCAAAACUUCGUAACGGUCGGGAAUGGGGUCAAUGCUGAUGAACCACCAGGCAUUAUUAUGUCUUUCGCUGCUCGAAGUGGGAGGAACAGGCACAAUCAGCUGAG